Acomys russatus (golden spiny mouse) is the source of this 747-nucleotide messenger RNA. It is a transcript of the gene Mettl5, whose product is annotated as methyltransferase 5, N6-adenosine. Gene Ontology annotation, molecular function: rRNA (adenine-N6-)-methyltransferase activity; nucleic acid binding. The transcript is spliced from 7 exons. The record is from RefSeq and is a predicted model, not a curated record. Bases 60 to 689 code for a protein of 209 amino acids. NCBI's taxonomy places the organism in Eukaryota, Metazoa, Chordata, Mammalia, Rodentia, Muridae. Gene Ontology annotation, biological process: rRNA methylation.
CUCCCUGCAGCUCCUGUGCUUGUCAAACCCUGGAAGCCGAGAACUGAAAAGAGAAAAGCAUGAAGAAGUUAAGGCUCAAGGAGCUGGAGAGCCGCCUGCAAGAAGUGGAUGGAUUCCAAAAGCCCAAGUUACUUCUAGAACAGUAUCCCACCAGGCCGCACAUUGCAGCAUGCAUGCUCUAUACAAUCCAUAAUACAUAUGAUGACAUUGAAAAUAGAAUGGUUGCAGAUCUAGGAUGUGGCUGUGGAAUACUAAGCAUCGGGGCUGCAAUGUUAGGAGCCGGGUUGUGUGUUGGAUUUGACAUAGAUGAAGAUGCCCUGGCCAUCUUUGACAGGAAUGUGGAAGAGUUCGAGUUAUCGAAUGUUGAUAUGAUUCAGUGUGAUGUGUACUCGUUAUCCGACAGAAUGUCCAAGCUAUUUGAUACAGUAAUUAUGAACCCUCCCUUUGGGACCAAAAAUAAUAAAGGGACAGACAUGGCUUUUCUGAAGACUGCUUUAGGACUGGCAAGAACAGCGGUAUAUUCUUUACACAAAUCCUCAACUAGAGAACAUAUUCAGAAGAAAGCUGCAGAAUGGAAAGUCAAGAUAGAAAUUAUUGCAGAGCUUCGAUAUGACCUGCCAGCAUUAUACAACUUUCAUAAAAAGAAAUCAGUGGACAUUGAAGUGGACCUAAUUCGCUUUUCUUUUUAAAAGCUUCCGAAGACAAAAAGCAGCUUAAAAUCUAACUAAGAUGAAUAAAAAUGUUGCU